UCAGAAUAAAAAAAUAGAAAAAGAUAAUAUAUCCUAUAUUACUCUGUCCGGAUAAGGAUAAGGCUUUCAUCUUCUUUGUAUAUUCGCUCUCUCUUUCUCUCUCUCUAAUAAAAGACUUCCUUUCUCUCUCUUCUUUGUGUGGUAUAUAUACUCUUUAGGUUUCUCCAUUUGUAUCUGCCUUUUUAACAUAAAGUGAAAGCUAUGUCGAUUGCUUUGGAGAGGAACAAUACGACUGAUCAGAUCGAACGGCCAGAAUUUGUGCACGGAAUGGCGUUUGUUCCGAUCUAUAAGUCGCCGGAUCUAGGCGUCGGAGAAGAAGAUGAGGAUGAUAGGACUUCUUCUUCGUCUUCUUCCAUUGGCAGGAAUAGUGAUGAUUCACCGCCGGCGGGAGGGUCUUCAUCGGACGGCGAUGGCGGUGAGAGUGAAGAGGUUCAGAGUGCUUUCAAACCUGGUGCUGCUCUGGAUAAUUUGGAGUCUUUGGAGGAGGUUUUGCCAAUAAAGAGGGGCAUAUCAAGAUUCUAUGCUGGUAAAUCAAAAUCUUAUACUAGUCUAGCUGAUGCGGCAUCAUGUUCCUCACUUAAAGAUGUGGUCAAGCCGGAGAAUGCAUACACUAGGAAACGCAAGAACUUGCUUGCUCAUAGCAAUUUCUUUGACAAGAACCGGAAUCACUUCCCAAGAAAUAAUGGCAGUGGGUUACACAAGAGACCGAUAAACUCUAGAAGCUCAUUAGCUUUUGGUGCAACCUCAAGCUGCUCUGACAGCAAUAAUAGUUCCGAGUCUUUUAACUCAAAUGCAUCAUCACCUCGUUUCUCUCUUCCUCCUCUGCCUCCACAAUCAAGAAGAUAUAGCAUUGAGCCCUCGUCAUCACCUCCUGAACAGAAGCUUAGUGCAUGGAGGUCUUUCUCCUUAUCGGAUCUGCAAGGGGCUGCUGCUGGAACUCCCAGCCUAACGGGCAUAAAGGAAUAGCAAAGAUAUCCUGAUGAUAGCUUAUUGUGUCACCCUAUGAGCCUGAUAGGUUUCAAUGGAGGUUGGCUUAUUUUAGAAGUUAUAGGCUUCGAUUUCUUGCCCUGCCUCUGUGAUUAUUCCUCAAGACGUAAAACCAAGGUCUUGGCAUCUUUAACAUGUAAUUGCUUCUGCUUGCUUCUUAACCUUUGGGUUUUCUCUUUAUCGUGUUGUAUAUUUCAAUGUGGUGUUUGCCUAAAAAAUAUUUCAUUUUAGAGUUCA
Molecule: messenger RNA, 1224 nt
Organism: Capsicum annuum
Lineage: Eukaryota; Viridiplantae; Streptophyta; Magnoliopsida; Solanales; Solanaceae
Exons: 2
Coding region: 202-966 (254 amino acids)
Source: RefSeq, a predicted model, not a curated record